Messenger RNA from Coregonus clupeaformis (lake whitefish), 2386 nucleotides. Its product is annotated as protein FAM107B. Gene Ontology annotation, cellular component: stress fiber; synapse; neuron projection. NCBI's taxonomy places the organism in Eukaryota, Metazoa, Chordata, Actinopteri, Salmoniformes, Salmonidae. Gene Ontology annotation, biological process: actin filament polymerization; actin filament bundle assembly; regulation of actin cytoskeleton organization. Bases 339 to 935 code for a protein of 198 amino acids. The transcript is spliced from 5 exons. The record is from RefSeq and is a predicted model, not a curated record.
CCUCUCUUUAAACGUAAUCUGACUCAUAGCAUGACCUUGCAAUAGUUGAGGUUUGAUUUGUGGAGUUAUGGAUCCCUCCUCAACCAGCCAAACCAGCCAGUCUUGAGGAGCACCUUGUGAACUAGCCUUGUCUGUUGCUUCUCUUCUCUCCCAUCCAUCUGCCCCCUCCCUGGAGCAGGCAGUCAGGGUGGACAGAGCAGAUCUGAGCUGAGGGAGAGCCUGGAGCCUGGCCCUGCCUGGAGGAGUAGAGGGACGUAGGGAGAGCUGUGGUGAGGGAGACCCAAAGGAGCCACACCUGACCGGGCAUACAGAGUAAGCAGACCUCUACAUGCAGGAGCAUGGGGGCAUCUUAUUCAAAGAAAAACGCGUACAACAUCAACCAACAGCAGCAGUGUGUGAAAAAUGGAAAGCACCGGAAUGGCACAGCAUCGGCCUAUGCGGACCUGCAGUGGGAGCAGCAGCCCAGGCAGGAUGGGAGCCACCCACCUCAGGACUACCCUCACAGGGACCAGCCCCCAUUGGCUGGCUACAUCCCCCAGCCCGAUUACAUGGAGGGAGAUGAUGAUCUCAUCAAGCCCAAAAAGCUCCUUAAUCCAGUGAAAGCCUCCAAAAGCCACCAGGACCUCCAACGAGAGUUGCUCAUGAGCCAGAAAAGGGGUUGUGUUGUUGGUGUGGAGUCUAAGCCGGAGCUGCAGCGCGUGUUGGAGGCCAGGAAGAGGGAAAAAAUGAUCAAGCAGAGGAAGGAAGAAGAUGAGGCCAGAAAGAAGAUCUCUCCUCUGGAACAAGAGCUCCUCAAGAGGAAGGAGAAGCUAGAAGAGUUGGAGAAGGAGCAGGAAAAACAAGAGGAGGAGACAGUGAAAGCCCCAGAGUUUGUCAAGGUCAAGGAGAACUUGAGACGGACGUCCUUUCACAGUAAUGGAGAGAAAGAGGUGUAGCGACAAACCGGUCCAGGUAUACCAUUGAGUUGGAAUCUGCUGCUGGAGUUUGUGUAUUAUGCACGUGAGUGGACACAGAACUGCUGUGAUGUGUUGCUCUGACUGCACAACUCAAGACCAUAGCAAGGAACUUCUACCUGUUACAAGGACUAGUCGACAAGCCAUGACACAAUGCCUUCACUAUCCUACUCAGAGCAGAAACACAGAGAGAGAGAGAGACAGAGAAGGAAGGUUGACUCUGCAUUGGGCUACUGUUACAGUCAGUAACAUAGGCCAAACUACAGCUGUGACAUCUCAAUCCAGAGUAACUGACAUGAUAGUGUGAGGGUCAAAGAGGGGUGCAGCUAUUCACUAGUGGACGUACUGUUCCGUACUGCAAGGACUCUAGAAAUGAAGCCAAGGUGGGUGUUCUUCGCCAAUGUGUCACAGCAGUGGUUACUUUUCAUCUUAAGCUGUGUAUUUCCAAGAGUCAUUCUCUAGGAUACAGUAUAAGAAGCACAAUGUACCGGUACAUACAAUCAAUCCAGAUUGUUAACAGGAAACAAUCCAAUUUGCCUAAUGGCACAUUCAUAAUCUACUCAUGCAAUUUAAGGUCACGUAUCUCAAUGUGAAAUCUCUCACUGAGAAAGUUCCUAUCUCUAACAGUGCCUUCCUAGUUCUAGCUGCAUGUCAUCCUAAUCAAAAAGUUCAAACCAAGGAACGCAUCAUUAUGAAACUGUAUACUAUGAAUAAUUUAAUGUAAUCUGAGGCAUCAUAUAGAGUAUUUGUACAGUAAGUGUGAGUACAUGUUGCAGAGACACAAGAGGCACAGAUAUUUAUAUUAUCUCCAACCCUAUCUAACCUUUUUUUUUCAUAACAUUUACAUGUUUUGGAAAGUGAAAUUUACGUUUUGUGCUGAAGGUGUGAGACCAGGUAGAUAUUCUCACAUUUGUAAUUGUUUCACAGCUCUUUUUAAAUAGUAUUAUGUAGCGAUACACAAUUAAAUGCAAUCAGUUGAAUAAUUUUAUUUAAAUAAGGCACUUUAGAAAUUGAAAAUAUGUAUCUGAAUAUGAUUUAUAGUGAUCAAUUAUGAAUUAGUCAUUUUUUAAAUACUGUCUUUUUUAAAUCCAAUGAUUAAGUUUUAAUAUGUUUUUAUCCAGAUUGCGUAUAGAUGACCAUUUGUAUUUUGGUGUUUUUUUGCACCACAUAUUGUUCUCUGCCUUUACUGACUCCUGAAGCCACUCAUGAUGUUUAAUGGUAUAAAACUGUAUAUGUUAUAAACAUGAAGACAUUACUUCUCAUUUAUUUUUCAAUCUUUUCAUUGCAUAAAAGCAUGACCAUAUUAAUGUACGAUUAUUUCAAUAGCUUUUAAAAUAGGACUUUUGAUUGUUAUUAUCUGACAAGGGAGGUACAAACACCUGAAGUAAGAUUGCUUUUCUUUCUAAGAAAAUAAAUAAAGGACUAACACUGCA